Molecule: messenger RNA, 473 nt
Organism: Didymodactylos carnosus
Lineage: Eukaryota; Metazoa; Rotifera; Eurotatoria; Philodinida; Philodinidae
Source: the annotation of a GenBank genome assembly
AUGUCAUCUGAAAAAGGAAAUUUGUCUCGUGUACGAAAACAAAAAUUUCAAAAUUCAUUUAAAUAUAAAAAUGAUCUACAUGAUACAAGUCAUACAAUAAAACAUAUAAAUGCAUUAGAAUUAAAAGGUUUAUGUGAACAUUGUCGAAAUGUUAUUCAAUGGAAAAUAGAAUUUAGAAAAUAUAAACCAUUAUCACAAGCGAAAAAAUGUGUGCGUUGUCUACAACGAACAGUAUUGCGGGCCUAUUACAUUGUAUGUGAUGAUUGUGGUAUUAAUUAUAGUUUAUGCUGUAAAUGUGGACAAACAAACAAUGAUAUCGAACGACCUGUCCCAGAAGUUGUUGAAGUUCGUGAACAAGCUGAAUUUGAACUUGAUAUUAAAUCAUUGCGUGAGAGACAACGAAGUAUGUUUUAAAAUGUAUAUCUUAUCGAUGAAAAAUCUAAUAUAAUUCUGUUUUUAGGAAAAUUUUAUCG